Messenger RNA from Hippocampus zosterae (dwarf seahorse), 5251 nucleotides. RefSeq lists its product as uncharacterized. Lineage: Eukaryota; Metazoa; Chordata; Actinopteri; Syngnathiformes; Syngnathidae. Bases 842 to 2164 code for a protein of 440 amino acids. The transcript is spliced from 4 exons. The record is from RefSeq and is a predicted model, not a curated record.
ACUGAAGAAAACCAGUGUCAGUAAAUACAGUUUGGACCUACAUUUGUAAAUGCAACUUAAAACUCAACUAUGCAAAGCAAAAGCCAUUUAUCAACAACAACCAAAAACGGUGGUCACUUAUCUGGGAUGUAGCACAUCUCAGUCUGAUGCAAAAUGGAAGUGUUCUGACCAAUACUUCUGAUUUGUUUAAUACUGUGUUUUAGGAACCUGAUGUACGUAUCAAUAUAAACAUGAAAUGAUUCAUAUUAUUGGGUUUAUUUAGUGGCAAACCCUUGACAUAAAUUACACAAGGUAAUAGCAACACAGUCUCAAUAAAGUUUUCCGUUGAAAAAAGCUAGCGUGUGACGUCACGACGCCGCUGUUCAGAAAGUACCGUAAAGCAUGCACAAAAAGAGCGGAUAUUUUUUUGUGAGCGUUUUUCUUGGGGUGGCGGAGGUAUAUCUGUGUAUAUCGCCUGAACUGGAGCUCAGCUUAGCGUUCGUCAGACUUUCAUAUGCACAGGAAAUCAACUGGUUUAGGCGUCCGCGCCAAUCGCCUGCCACCUGUCAUGAGGACGCACCUGGCCUUCGAAGGACCAAACCGCCAUCAUACAACAAAAUGGCGUCCGCACGUGUGGGCGGCAAAGGCCGCGGCGUAAUUCUUCGGAUCAUUACGGUAGAUCCGGAUGGAACGCGAAGGAGGCGGGAGAGUUGUGCCAGAGGACGCCGACAGAGGAGAGCAUCCAGUCGGCCUCAGAAACCAAGCGAGCACGCGAGCGAGCUGGUCCCUACGCACGCGACCCACCCUCACUUUGGCCAGGCGGCGGCGGUGGAGGAGGCGGCCCUCGACAUGAGCCGCUAGCAUGAACGGAGCCGUGUACAUUCCGUUCUUCCAGGGCCAGCUCGAGUCCGUCCUGGAGCAGGUGGUCCAGCUGGCCGUCCACGAGAUCAGCUCGACGGUGGGCUCCAGCCUCAACGCGCUGCUCCUCGAGGCCGCCGCCCAGGAGCAGGAGAACCGCCGGCUGCGGCUCCGUUUGCAGGCGUGGGAAAACCACCACGGACAUAACAAGGGGGGCGCCGAGGAGCACCGGGAGAGCCAGGCGGCGGCCGCCGGGGACGACGGCUUGGACGGGGUCAGGAAGAAACCCGAGCAGCCGGCCAAGCCCCGCGGACCCACCGACAGUCGCCGCCUGGAGCAGAGGGGCCGAGUCGUGGAGCAACUGAAGUCUGUGAUGGAGCGCGUCCUGCACUCGGCCCUGUGCCAGCUGAAGAAGAUGGUGGAAGCAUCGUUUGACGACCUCCUGCUGGAGAUCACGCAGAAGGAGUGCGAGAGGCAGACGUUGCAGGCCCGGCUGGACUGCAGACGGGGCUCCGCACGCCGGGAGGCCCGAGACAACCCGGGCUCACCCGGCGGCUCCGAGGCUGCCCCCAAAGACACCUGCCCGGAGCCGGCCGAGGAGACGGGUGGCACUGGCGGAACAGAGGACAAGGCAAACGCGGUGGCGUUCGGGCACGAGUGGUGCGGAGAUAUCUGGAAGCCGAAAGGCUCGGUGGGAGGAGGUGGGGCGGGUGGGCGCGGCUCAAGUGAGGGCCCUGACCCGCCACUACCUCCCGUUAUGGCGCUGACCCUUGAGUCGCCCCGUCUGCAGGACCCCCGAUGGACGCCUUUGGAGGAUAUGGAUGUCCUCUGCCCUGAUCGGGAUGCCGUGCCCGCAUCCGCUCCUCCCCCACUGACCCCUUCAGGAAGUUGGGGCAUUCACUCGUCAGCCUCCAUGUUGCAGCGUCUACUGACCGCGUCGCAGCUCCCGGACGACCACGCGGGCGCCACACACAAGAAAGCGCAGGAUGCCAGGGUUAUGCCCACUGGCCAGGGAACCAAUCAGCAACAGGAAGAGGAGGAGGAGGAGCGGAAGGAGGAGGAGGAAGAGGACAAACACGACCAGGGGGAAGAAGAAGAAGAGGAAGAAGAGGAGGAGAAAGGGAGGAAGAAGAAGCGACGUAAGGUUUGGUCCGAGUGCGAGGAUUGCGGCCGCAGGUUCAGCCGCGUGUUGCAGCUCAAAGCUCAUCGGCAGAUUCACGCCGAUGGCAACGUCGCCGUCACGUCAUCUCGUUGUUCACUCUGCGGCAAGACCUUCCCCUCGGCCGGUCGCCUCCGCAGUCACCUGCAAGCCAAACACCGGUCGUGAGCCCCCCACUCGUCCCCCGCUGCUACUGGGCAAGCCAUCAGCAACGGUACCCAUGUCCACACACGCAGAUCUUUGUGAUAAAUGUGAAACGUGCCAAAAAAAAAAAGGAGACUUCAUCACGAAGAUGACCACGUUUACUCCAAUCGAUCAAAUCGAUCACAAGUAGAGUCACAACCCGUAUUUAGUGCGGGGGAUCCAUUCCACAAAUAUUCGCAGCAUAGAGGGAGACCUCACUUUUUGUACUUUUUAAUCACUUUACUCCUCACACACCACUUGAAGCACAUUAAAUUGUUCAAACACACCAAAUCUUAUUGAAAGACCUAUUGGGUCAAUAUGAUUUGAGAUAUGAGUGACAAAAACGGGCAAGGAGGGAAUUGAACUUGUAUCUCAAGGCAAUUGCGGGUUGGAAAUAAUGAAUGAUUCCCAACGCAACAACUGCAUUUGCUCUCUCCUGAGUCAUUUGGAAACUGUCAAGAGAAAAAAAAGCCACAUUUGAACAAGAUUGCUUCAAAACAGGCAGCCGAGCGGGGCGUCACCGCACAAGUCCGAAGUCGACGGCAACAAAGUAUCAAGAACACUUCCUGUCCUUAAAAAGGAAGCAAGUGGCUGCCCAAUUGUCACACACGCACAGAAAGCGACGUUCACGUCAUCUGACCUCGCCACGUUUGAACAACGUGGAGUCGCAGGAGGACUUUUGAAUCAAGACAAUCUUUUGCAAAUGUGAGGAGCUCGGCUCACUGACGGACGCGUUUGGGACAUUGCGGGCGUUUGCCGGUCUCUCGGCAUUUGCUGUCAUGUUUUUUUUUCCCCCUCAUGUUGGACUUGUGAAGGUUUCCUUUGACGUCCCCUGUCGUGGCGAUCCAGUUGCACCUCCCGCCGCCACAUACCUCAUUUUUGACUGCUUUCCACACACACGCCUGUUGUUACCUCAGCCGACCGGUCGCCACUCGUUUGUUUUGCUCGGGGGACAUGUUUGGAGGCGACGGAAGACGUUGCUCGGGCGUGACACGCAACUGACGAGAACAAACUUGUGACGGCCGGUCCUCAAUGUGAAUUUCUUUGCUUUUUGUUUUGAUUUGUCGUCGCUCGCGUAAAACCUCAAAAUGACCUUUUCAUCGUGUUUGCAAACAACAGGCGCAGUGCCGGAAGAAAGGAAUAAAUUCGUCAUAUUUUUGAUUGACAGCAACUCUUUCACGAGCUUCUGAGGCGUUAGCCAAGUUGUGUGCGUCUUGCAAGGGGCACUUAAUCAAUGUAUGAGAGGGUAGCCUGGUGAUUAUCGUCAGCCUUAGUGUCAAUAUUAGUCUCAGUACUGAACAAAUUCAACUAGGUUGGAGGCAACGUGUCCUUCAUUUUGUCCCUAAUGAGCUCCAGUUUUUCCCCAUCCCCCCCCCCCCACCCCCACCCAAUAGGAGGUGCUGUUGGAACUAGGCUGUUGCUGGCUUAGCACAGCUACUGUAAGCAUGUGUGUAUGUACUGUAUCAGAUAAAGCAGGUGUUAUUUGAACUAAGAACGGAUCAUUCAAAAAGAAAUGAUUGGUUUUGGCUUAAAACGAGAGCCGUUUUCUAUUUUGGGAAACUAUCGCAGUCAAGUUUAUUCGCUGGCCAUUUCAGGAAUGUAAAAAUAAACUUGACUUCAGCCAGGCUUCACAGGCCUGUGGUUGAUAAAGAUUGGUGACAUCCCCUGAUCUAAACCCCCGACUGGGCAAGGGAAAACGCCAAAAGCCAUUUGACUGAUUAAAAAAACUAAACAAAAAGGAAAAAAGCCCAAAAUGGAACACCAAGAUGAACAGGCUGCAACGGAUGCCGAGUAGACAACAUUUUCACAUAGUGUAGUUCCGUACGAUGUCGUUUAAAACGUCUAACCAUGCAGCAGAUUUACUAAGUGAGCACGACAAGCACACUACUUUGAUCUGGUUCACUCUCGCUGUCUUUUUUUUUUUUUUUUUUUUUGACUCGAAUACCUCCAAAUAAUGGCGGAUGAUCCCCACGCGUGUCUCUGCGUUCGUUGCUCCCGCCAUUAGAUGUUUGUCAUUGGCUGAAUUCAUCUGACAUCCCACGUCAAACAUGAACAGGGCUUUGUACUGAACAAAGAGUUCCGAGCACGGAAAAAUCUUUGAUUUUGAGAUAUUAAUAUCUUGAAUGUUAAUGUCUAUAUUUAGCUACUGUAACGACGACUCAUUCAGCCCGACAGAAAAGAUGACGAGCUAUAGCGGGUGUAAUUAAAGGGUCAGCGGAGUGACAUCGGCAGGGGGCAUUGUCAACACACAUGCACACCCCUCAAAUGUACGUAAUGUGGAGAGUGAGAGGCUGCUGCAGAUUAGAUUCCCAUCACUCAAACUAAAUGACACCAUUGUUUCUUUCGACUUUGGAUAUUUGAGGCCUGCCCGUGGGGACAGACGGAUGCGGGUAUACUUUGCCAAAAAAUGUUUUUCAUGGAAUGUGUAUGAGUGGUUUAGCUAAAUUGGCUAGCCUGGGACAUCAUGGUGCCAAGAUUGAGAGAAACCCCUUUUUUAAAUGUCAACUGUGCAACUGGAUGUCACGUGUUGUCUCCAUGUCCUAAUUUCUCACUGUUUUGCUCGGAUUCAUGCCAUCGGUCGAUGGGCGCCUCAUUGAUAUUCAUUUGAUGUUGUCAAAUUGUACGUUUUGACAGUGGCCGUGAUCUGAACAAACAUUGGGACCGGAUCUUAAUAGAUGGGUUUUCAAUUGUUUUUUUUCCCCUUCCUUAUUUUAAAGCAAUGGACUGUUUAUUGUAACGCUCUAAUUUUUCCCCCCCAACUUGAAAUCCGAGCAUUUUCUCACUCCAUCUUAGACACACAAAAAAAACUUGUUUUUGCUGACUCGAAGCAGUCUUGUGGGCGCUAAAGGGAAGAAGCGAUGCUCUUUGUCGACAUGAGCGCGCACACAAAUGGGAUCAAUAGUGUGUAUGUUUUGUAACGUUGCUGAAAUUGUCCGUUUUUUUGGAUGCAAUACUUUUGAUACUUUUUUUGUAUUUGAAUGUUGGUCAUUGAUGUGAACUUUAAUGUUUUAGCGUUGAUCAAGAACGUCAAUAAACGUGGACAAAUGAGCUGCACGGCAGCAUGCUAAUGAA